Messenger RNA from Hordeum vulgare subsp. vulgare (domesticated barley), 979 nucleotides. Its product is annotated as probable calcium-binding protein CML10. The transcript has a single exon. Gene Ontology annotation, molecular function: calcium ion binding. The record is from RefSeq and is a predicted model, not a curated record. Lineage: Eukaryota; Viridiplantae; Streptophyta; Magnoliopsida; Poales; Poaceae. The coding region runs from base 105 to 680 and encodes 191 amino acids.
CAACCGACCACCGCCGAGCACGCCACCGAAUCCAAUCGAGUCGAGCCAAUCAUAGACAAGGGUUUCUUCGGCCGUUGCCAGCGCCGGUAAGGAAGCAGACGACGAUGGGCAAGAUCAAGAUGCCGUCGCUGUUCCGCCGCCGCUCGUCCUCCAAGUCGCGGUCUUCCUCGCCGCCGCCGCCGCAGCAGCAGGAGGAGGAGGGGGACCGGGCGGCGUCGGGCGCGGGGUCCCCGGCGCGGACGGCGGAGGAGGAGAUGGAGCGGGUGUUCCGCAAGUUCGACGCCAACGGCGACGGCCGGAUCUCGCGGCCGGAGCUGGCGGCCCUCUUCGAGAGCCUGGGCCACGCGGCGACCGACGACGAGCUGUCCCGCAUGAUGGCGGAGGCGGACGCGGACGGCGACGGCUUCAUCAGCCUGGCGGAGUUCGCGGCGCUGAACGCGACCGCGGCGGGCGACGACGAGGAGGACCUGCGGCUCGCCUUCAAGGUGUUCGACGCGGACGGCAGCGGCGCCAUCUCCGCCGCCGAGCUGGCGCGCGUGCUCCACGGCCUCGGCGAGAAGGCCACGGUCCAGCAGUGCCGCCGCAUGAUCGAGGGCGUCGAUAAGAACGGCGACGGCCUCAUCUCCUUCGACGAGUUCAAGGUCAUGAUGGCCUCCGGCUUCGCCGCCAAGAUGGCAUGAUCUCUCCCUCCCUCCCUCCAUCCUCUUCUUGGUUCCUUCAUCGAUUUCGUCCUCUCGCGUGUGUGCGUGCGUGCGGCGCGGAUUAAGUGCGAAUUAAGUGUACAUAACUCAAGGAUUAAAAGGGCGGCCAUUACUAGAGCGUAGUACUAGUACGUUAGCAGAUUCUUUGCUUCUUUCUCUUCGUUUCUUCCCUUCGUGGUGCCGAGUAAUAAUAACUAUCUACAAAUGUCGUCUGAAGCGAGUAAUUUGUCUCGCGGAUAUGGAUCUGAGAUCAAAGGAAUUGAUAUGGUUUUAAUGGA